CUGGUCAAACAGCCGAUGUAAACUGAUGUUAUUCUGUGUUUUACGAAUUAUUAGAAGAAUUAAAUAUCGUUUUAAUAACUUCUCUUGACUUCAACCAUGAACAAAUACACCAUGAAUCUUUUGGUUUUUCUAUUAAUCACAGGACCAGGAUUGAUUUUGUCCGUGCAUGCGGCUUUAUGCGAUCCGUCAAUCGCCCCCUGUCAUUUAGGUAGUUGUAUGCCGUGUAAUUUGGGAAAAAAGCAACCUGUGAAACAAGACGAUUGCACGAAUCCGAAUGGAUGCCCUGAAGUCACCAUUGUAAAAAUCGAACCACCUGCCUCGGAGUUUAAAUUUAUACCCCAAUCACCGUUCAUUAAACCACCCACUACCUGCAUAUUUUGUUUCUGGAACAUGAAUGGAUUUUUUUGGUAUUAUAAUAAAUAAGCCACAUAUAUUUAUUGUACUUUAACCUUAUAUUUAU
Molecule: messenger RNA, 460 nt
Organism: Acyrthosiphon pisum (pea aphid)
Lineage: Eukaryota; Metazoa; Arthropoda; Insecta; Hemiptera; Aphididae
Exons: 2
Coding region: 97-423 (108 amino acids)
Source: RefSeq, a predicted model, not a curated record